Molecule: messenger RNA, 1299 nt
Organism: Gambusia affinis (western mosquitofish)
Lineage: Eukaryota; Metazoa; Chordata; Actinopteri; Cyprinodontiformes; Poeciliidae
Exons: 6
Coding region: 131-814 (227 amino acids)
Source: RefSeq, a predicted model, not a curated record
AUCAGGGAGUGCGGGGGCGCUUUACUGUCACUGACAGAGGGGCGGUUGGAGGUACCAGAACAAUAAUUGGUCAGUAGCAACUUUAAAAAGCAGACCUCAGUGGAGUGUAGUAAGAGCCUGUUGAAGAUCCAUGAUGAAGACUCUUUGGGUUGCUGUUGUGCUGAGUUUUGUCUCAGUGGGUCAGCCUGCACCUCUGACCUGUGAUAAACUGGCAAAGCCAGUCGAGAAUCUUCCAGACUUGUCUGGGAGGUGGCACUACAUAGCUGUAUCAACAGAGGUCUGCAUGCCAGCAUUGCUAAUUAACAAGAUAUUUUGGCCAAGUAUUGCAGUAGACAUAACUAAUAAGGGCGUGCCAAACCUCUAUGCUGCUACGGUUAAGGUUAAAAUGCAUGGCUUCUGCAUGAAUGAAACAGAGGAUUUCUUUCAAGAAAACAACAAACUCUUUGAAGUCAACAGUGAAAAUUCUCCAGUUGGUGAGCCAGAUCUCCUGCUGCAAACCAGCUGCUCUGACUGCAUCGUCUUAAAGUCCAACGACACUUUGAGCACUGUUUCAUUUCUCAGUAGGAGAAAAACCAUCACUGAAGAGGAACUGAAGGAAUUUGAGAUGCAGGCCGAGUGUGUUCGCUUUUCCAAACCACAGGUCUUAAACGCAGACCAAGACCAUGAUAACUGCCAAGAUCUUGACGAUAUCUCUGAAGAUCAGUCUCUCACCUUCUUGCAACAAGUGUUUGAACGAGUGAAAAGUACUCACCAAAGCAUACUCAAGUGUUUGGUUGAUAUGUUACUUUCUUACAUUCCUGCUACAAUUACUUAGAGAAAAACAUUUGUAUGCACAUUAAGUGGCUGCAGACGAUGACUUCAACUACAACAUUUAUUUAAAUGUUUCCAGUCUGAAUGUAAAUAAAACAAAAUGGCAACAUCUUGCUUUAGAAAUGCAGUUGUAAACUAUAAACAACUCCGCUCUUUCUCUAGUUCUUCUAUAAUACUUCACUUGUUCUGCUUCCAGCAAAAUUCUGAUAAUCUCGACACAUUACUGUGGAGUCUAGGUAAGGCAGACUCAAUUAUUAGUAUGGCACAUUUCCUGCAACAGGGUAAUUCAAAGUGCUUUAUAUGAAUAAAAGGAACAUGAAAUAAAAACAAUCAAACCAUUACAUUGCAGUGGAAAGCUUGAUAGUUCAAGGCAACUUGGUAGUUGUUUUAAACAAUAAAGAGCUUGUUUGUACAAUGUCUGAAAAUCAGAAAAUCCACCAUAGAUGAAAGAUUUCUGCACCAAAUUAAUUAAAGAUUUCUUUUGUAUCA